Messenger RNA from Maniola jurtina (meadow brown), 1382 nucleotides. RefSeq names its product alaserpin-like. The transcript has 9 exons. Gene Ontology annotation, molecular function: serine-type endopeptidase inhibitor activity. The record is from RefSeq and is a predicted model, not a curated record. Bases 115 to 1314 code for a protein of 399 amino acids. NCBI's taxonomy places the organism in Eukaryota, Metazoa, Arthropoda, Insecta, Lepidoptera, Nymphalidae.
UAAUGUGAUUAAACAUAAACACACACACACAUUAGUAAACAUAGCACAUAUAACAACAAAAUCUCCGUUUAUUGAUUAGUGUUGUAUCCGGAAUCAAGCGUACCGGCCGGCAAGAUGAAGCAGAUAUUUUAUAUUUUAUGCGUUUUGCCACUUGCCGUGAUGGCAAUGUCAAACGGAAGAAACACUGAGUCGCUACUUCGAGAUGGCAGCAAUCGAUUUACAGCACAAAUGUUCUCUGAAGUUACCAAAACGAAUCCCGGAAAGAGCGUUAUCUUAUCUGCAAUAUCUGUUAUGCCACCUCUCGCUGAAUUAGCUCUGGCAUCGGUUGGCGAUUCACACGAUGAACUGCUGCAAGUACUUGGAACACCUAAUGACGAUACUACAAAAGCAGUUUUCUCAUAUGCAAAUAAGGAGUUGAAAUCUGCGGAAUUCGUCACAAUAAAGACAGCAAAUAAAAUUUAUAUCGGAAAAGAUUACGAGCUAAAUAAAGAUUUUGCUGCCGUAUCCAAGGAAACUUUCGAUUCUGAAAUCAAAAACAUAGACUUUGGAGAGAAUGCAAAAGCUGCUACAGAAAUCAAUACAUGGGUGGAAGACCAGACAAACCAUCUGAUCAAGGAAUUAGUCGACCCUCGAAAUUUAAGACCAAACACAAGAGCAGUUUUAGUUAAUGCCAUCUACUUCAAGGGUGCUUGGGCGGAUCAGUUUGAAAAAGAAUUAACAAAGGACCAAGAUUUCCACGUGAACAGAAAUAAAGUGAUUCCAGUUCCUAUGAUGUAUAGAAAAGGGUAUUAUGAUUAUGUUGAAAGCGAUGAACUAAAAUCACAAAUUAUUAAAAUCCCAUACGAGAGAUAUGAAGCUUCUCUGAUUGUUGUUCUUCCACGUGAUGUUGAGGGUAUUCUUGAAUUAGAAGAAAAACUAAAGGACCCUCAGGUUUUAGACAGAGUCAUGAAAAGCCCAUCUCUGCUAGAAGUAAUUUUGCACAUGCCAAGGUUUAAAAUUGAAACUAAAACUAAUCUGAAAGAUGUUCUCAUAAAAAUGAAUGUAUCGAAGUUAUUUAAAUCAGAUGAAGCUAAAUUACAUCAUUUGUUGAAAAAUGCCGAUGAUUUAUAUAUAGAUUCAGCUUUACAGAAAGCCUUUAUUGAAGUCAAUGAAUUUGGUACGGAAGCUGCUGCCGCGAAUGUAUUUGAUGGUCCUGGAGGCAGUUUCGUGUUUGAUGCACCAGAACCAAAAGUAUUUAACGCUGACAGACCCUUCUACUUUGCUAUUAAGAUGAACUCAUUGACUCUGUUCAACGGCGUGAUGUAUGGGUCUUAGAUGAUAAUGUUCCUUGCAUUCAUUUUUUUCGAAAGAAUGGUAUCUCAAAUAAAAACAUUACUUUUGAA